AGAACGGAGCGAGCUCUCCUGUGAGGAGAGAGCGUUCAUGCUGCUGUGAGAUGGCAUCAUUUUACUGCGCUGUGGCGGCGGCGGCAUUAGAAGCGGCGGUGGCGGCGGCGGCGGCGGCGAUAGGGAGCAGUGCCGAGGGCUGAGGGGGACAACCCUCCGCCACAGCAAGGGGGCAGGGGCAGCGGCGGCGAAGGCGGUGGCGGCGGUACCACCAUCACCACCACUACCGAGUAGUUGGCCUCCGAGCCACGUAGCUGAUUGAGUGCCUUCCCACCAGGGAGUCUCAUCUUCUGGCCCUAUCUCUUGUUUCAUUUUGGAUUGUUUCAUCAUAGGAUUUACAAGGCUGAAGUUGCAGCCUCUGACAUGGCCGCAGCCUCUCCAAGAUCUGGAAACAGUAAUAACUACAAUGGGCGACUACAAAUGCAAGUAACUAUUUCUAGUGCCAAACUAAAAAGAAAAAAGAACUGGUUUGGUGGAACAGCUAUAUAUACAGAAAUAAUAGCAGAUAGUGAAGUUAAGAAAACAUCCAAAUCCAACAGUUCCUCAAAUCCAAAAUGGGAUGAACAGUUGACUGUGAAUGUGACUCCACAGACCACUUUGGAAUUUAGAGUUUGGAGCCAUCAUACUUUAAAAGCUGAUGCUUUAUUAGGAAAAGCCACUGUAGAUCUUAGACAAGCUUUGGAAAUACAUAAUAGAAGAUUGGAAAGAGUUAAAGAACAGUUGAAACUCUCACUGGAAAACAAGAGUGGCUUGGUCCAAACAGGAGAACUGAUAAUAGUGCUUGAUGGUUUGGUGCUUGAACCAGAAUCUCUUACAAACUGCAGUUCAUUAGUAACCAUAGAAGUCCAGCAAAAUGGUGAUGCUUUACAUGAAAACAGAGAAACAUCUACAAGAACCACUUCCAGAAUAGACAAUCAAACACCAUCAAGCUCCAUAGUACCAAUCUCAUUUCCUAUACAUGCAUUUAAUGGAGAUAGUGGAGACAGCACACCAUCUCCUUGUAUUGCAACCGGACCCAAAAAUACUCCAACACCAAAACCACUUACAAGUGAGCCCGACAGCAAUAUUGUUAAUUGUAGAUCAUCUGUCAUGGAAGCUGAAGAUCAUUCACCCUUGGAUACUCCUAUGGAUUCUGCAGAAGCAUCCUCUGUGUCUGUAGACUGCACUGCUGCUACUAUAGAACCUCCUUUAAGAACAGAAGCUACUACUAGUAAUUCCGAGAGCAGCACAUCUACAUUUGCCCUUAGUGUAUCUGCUGGACUUGAAACUGUUCAUCCUACUGAUUCAUUGUCUUCUAAUAUACAAAACAAUGCAACCACAGAAACAGCGAAACCAAGGGAGUCUUCAAAUGUAUUGGGGGAAACUGCAAGGCAACAGCCUGGUAACACCAGCAUAGAACCUUUGCCCCCAGGGUGGGAACAAAGAAAGGAUCCUCAUGGUAGAACCUAUUACGUUGAUCACAACACAAGAACUACAACUUGGGAAAGGCCUCAGCCUUUGCCACCUGGGUGGGAAAGAAGGGUUGAUGAUCGAGGGAGAGUUUAUUAUGUGGACCAUAACACACGGACGACAACAUGGCAGCGACCAACAAUGGAAUCAGUCAGGAACUUUGAACAAUGGCAGUCUCAGCGAAACCAAUUGCAGGGAGCUAUGCAACAGUUUAACCAACGAUACCUUUAUUCCGCUUCAAUGCUGACUGCUGAAAAUGAUCCACUUGGUCCUUUGCCACCAGGCUGGGAAAGGAGAGUUGAUUCAAAUGAUAGGGUGUAUUUUGUAAAUCACAACACAAAGACAACACAGUGGGAAGAUCCACGGACUCAAGGCUUACAAAAUGAAGACCCACUUCCUGAGGGCUGGGAAAUCAGAUAUACCAGGGAAGGUGUAAGAUACUUUGUUGAUCAUAAUACACGAACAACUACCUUCAAUGAUCCUCGUACUGGUAAAUCCUCUGUAAAUAAAGGACCUCAAAUUGCUUAUGAACGCAGCUUUAGAUGGAAACUUGCUCACUUUCGCUACUUGUGUCAGUCAAAUGCUCUGCCGAGCCAUGUGAAGAUAAAUGUAUCCAGACAAACCUUGUUUGAAGAUUCCUUCCAACAGAUCAUGGCUUUAAAACCCUAUGACUUAAGGAGAAGAUUGUAUGUCAUAUUCAGAGGAGAAGAAGGACUGGACUAUGGUGGUUUAGCCAGAGAAUGGUUUUUCUUACUUUCCCAUGAAGUGCUGAACCCUAUGUACUGUCUAUUUGAAUAUGCUGGAAAAAGCAACUACUGUCUACAGAUAAAUCCGGCAUCAACAAUAAAUCCAGAUCACCUUUCAUAUUUUUGCUUUAUUGGGCGGUUUAUUGCAAUGGCAUUGUUUCAUGGCAAAUUCAUUGAUACUGGGUUUUCCCUACCAUUCUACAAGCGCAUGUUAAACAAGAAACUUACAAUAAAGGAUUUGGAAUCGAUUGAUACUGAAUUUUAUAAUUCCCUAAUUUGGAUAAGGGACAACAACAUUGAAGAGUGUAACUUAGAAAUGUACUUCUGUGUUGACAUGGAGCUGCUAGGGAAAGUUACCUCGCAUGAGCUAAAAUCAGGAGGCUCAAACUUACUUGUUACAGAAGAGAACAAAGAAGAAUACAUUGGUCUAAUGGCAGAGUGGCGGUUUUCACGAGGAGUGCAAGAACAAACCAAAGCUUUCCUUGAUGGAUUUAAUGAAGUUGUUCCCCUUCAGUGGCUACAGUAUUUUGAUGAAAAGGAGUUGGAGGUUAUGCUCUGUGGCAUGCAAGAGGUUGAUUUGGCUGACUGGCAAAGGAACGCUGUAUAUCGCCAUUACACAAGAAAUAGCAAGCAAAUAAUAUGGUUCUGGCAGUUCAUAAAAGAAGCUGACAAUGAAGUCCGUAUGCGGCUGAUGCAGUUUGUCACUGGUACUUGCAGAUUACCACUAGGAGGAUUUGCUGAGCUCAUGGGAAGUAAUGGUCCUCAGAAAUUCUGCAUUGAAAAAGUUGGCAAAGAAACAUGGCUACCAAGAAGUCAUACAUGUUUUAAUCGUUUGGAUUUACCGCCUUAUAAAAGUUAUGAACAGCUAAAGGAGAAGCUGCUUUUUGCAAUUGAGGAGACAGAAGGAUUUGGGCAAGAGUAAAAUUCAAGUAAAUUUUUUACAAAAGCAGGUUGGAGCAACUAAAUUGCACAGUUAGUUGUAUAUAAGCUGUUUCUUGUGUACAGUCAUUUUUCUGGAACUCUUUAAAAAAGUUCACUGUUCUUCCACAAAGAUAUGCAAAACAGUUUUUCCUUCUCUAUUUAUUUUCCCCUCAGAGACUGACCAGAAUAAAAUUGAAGCAGAAAAGACUUUUAUUUUUUAAAAAGUGUAUAUAUACGUACACAAUAAAGAGCUCUAGUUUUAUAGAGCUUUAGACUAAUAAAACAGCCAUUCAGAAGAGUAAGGAGUUACUUUCUUGGCUUUGUUCAGAAAAUGUGCAGACUGCUCUUUAUUCUUCUCAUUUAUGCAACAUCUCCAAAGUUAUUUCUAUUGCAUGGCUGUUAUAAAUGGUGUUAAAGGCUUAGGCCAAAUGCAUCCUUACUAUGUAGAAAAAUGCUGCUGGCUUUUUGAGAUGAUAGAAUGUGAUAUUCUGUCAGCUUUACUUUUUAAAAAAUGUAAUAGCUGAUAACCCUCUUUGCUACAUCUUUGUAGCUAAGGUCAUGAAUAAAGCCUUUAUUACUUGCACAAGAGUAAUGUACAAUAAAAUGAAUGUGAUUAAUGUUAAGACAUUGGUGCCACUGUUCUGACUUACUGUAGAAGCUGAACAGACUCUUCUAACUCACUGAGCAGCAUUGAAAAUUGUUUACAUAUACUACCUUGGAUUAUUUCCAAGAAAAUGGUAGGUAAUAUUCAAAGAAAUAAAUAAAAAAGUUCUUACAUAUUCUGUCCGGUCUGGUAUCUUACAGGCUUUUCAAAAAUAUAGUGGUGAUAUGCUUCAAUUUCAUAGGAUAACUAAUUUUAAACUUUAGGAAGAUAUAAAAAAUAAUGUGAAUUGUUCUUCUCAUUUUUGUUAUGAUUUAGAGUACCCAAAUAGUUACAUAGACUUUGCACAACUGACCUAAUUGUCUAUUCAUCUACAUAAUUCUCAUCCCAUUUAAUUUUAAGGGGAAAAAACUCCAGAUGUUCCUAAUAUAACAUCUCUGAAAUUUAUUUUUAUAUAGGCUAAGGAUUAUUGUCAUAUAUAUAUAGAGAGUCAGCAGUAUUGAUGAGUAUUUGCUGUACUGCGAACGUGUAAGAAAUUCUACAACCUUGAUGUGAAUUAACAAAUGCUAUUUUAGCAAAUUGUGCUUCCUUAUUAGAAUUACAUUUUAAAUUACCAUUUGUAUCAUGCUUUCAAUAUCCACUGUAAAUUCCAUUAACUUUUACAGUUUUGUACACACAUGAAACAAUUUCCUAGAAUUAACAUUUCUGUAACAUAUCAGACUGCAAAAAACCCUGUAAAUGUCAUAUGACUGUGCUAUAUUUGCUCUCAUUUUUGCAAUAUAGCAGUUGAAUUCUGCCAAAAUCUUAUUUUUCUACAUAUUGAUACACUUUAUUAUCCAUGGAUAUUAACCUGUGAAUGCCUUGUUAAAAAGUACAGAAUUGAUUAGCAGACCUCCAGCCUAUCUUGUUAAUUACCUUAUGCACAUCAAGAUUAUUUUCAUCUCUUAGAGUGCCCUCCCAUAAUAUACUGCUGUCUUGAAAAGAUAUACCUAAUUAUUCAUGUUAGUUUAUAUAGAAAGCGACUGAAAAACAAAGUAUGAUUUGCCUAAACUCUAAUUAAAAAUAGAAGAUUAAACUCAGUACAACAAAAACACUUUAUUUACACUAUUGAAUGAAUGGGAGAAUCAUUGCAACAGUUGCUCUUGUAAACUGGUAACUAACAAUAAAAGACAGACAGUGCAUCACAAAA
This is a messenger RNA of Varanus komodoensis (Komodo dragon), 4906 nucleotides long. It is a transcript of the gene WWP1, whose product is annotated as WW domain containing E3 ubiquitin protein ligase 1. The transcript is spliced from 25 exons. Gene Ontology annotation, biological process: ubiquitin-dependent protein catabolic process. NCBI's taxonomy places the organism in Eukaryota, Metazoa, Chordata, Lepidosauria, Squamata, Varanidae. Gene Ontology annotation, molecular function: ubiquitin protein ligase activity; protein binding. Bases 364 to 3117 code for a protein of 917 amino acids. The record is from RefSeq and is a predicted model, not a curated record.